This is a messenger RNA of Volvox carteri f. nagariensis, 963 nucleotides long. RefSeq lists its product as uncharacterized. The transcript has 2 exons. The coding region runs from base 1 to 963 and encodes 320 amino acids. Lineage: Eukaryota; Viridiplantae; Chlorophyta; Chlorophyceae; Chlamydomonadales; Volvocaceae. The record is from RefSeq and is a predicted model, not a curated record.
AUGGACAACAUUUCCACCCUCGGGCUAGACGACGCUGCCAACGGCUUUGCUGUGUUCGAUGAACCUUAUAGAGAGCGAGCCUCAUCAGAAUUGUCGGGUCUGCCCAGCCACACAAUUAUCUUCUCCUAUGGCCCUCCCGAUAUGGUUCGUCAGGCUAAAUUGGAGGCCCUGGAGAUGAAGGUCCGUCGGAAGAUGCAAGAGCAGAAGGCAUCCGUGCGCGAUACCCACGCGCUCAGCGACUUCACCGCAGCGGAUAUGCCCUCAACAGCUGUCCGAGUCAGCGCUCGAGCCAACGGCGUGGGCUCCCUGGGCCUGGUCAAAUCCCUUGUGGUUCCUCCAGAGCUCACAGAACACGGAGAGGAGGUGCGCGGCAGCAGCCACUUCAUCCUCGAUGGCGAGCGACUCGAAUACCAACGACCAGCCCGCAUCGCGCGAAGCGGCUCCCAGGUCGCUCGUCCAAUGCCGCAGUACCGAAUGUACGAGCCCGGACAGCGGACGAGCGUGUCGGGGAACCAAAAGAAGAAACAACAGCCCCAACAACAAUUGCAGCAGCAGCAGCAGCAGAAGAGCCUAGGAGGGAGAGGCGCGGCCGCUGCGGCUGCUACGGAGAGCGCGGGAAUGACAAGACCAACGGGGAAAGCUGCCGCCGCCGCCGCCGCCGCCGCCGGCGGCGGAGCCGCUGCUGCUGCCGCCGGGCAGCGUAGGAGCUCCCUCACUGGGCCCCACUUAGCGGGACAAGGACCAGCAGCCGCAUCAGCGUCAGCGUCAGGAGGAGGAGGAGGCAGCGGAGGGGUUAGCGGCGGCUGGGUCGGCGGAGCCGAGGCCAGAGCACACUCGCUGCGGUCGGAGCUCAAGGUCCAGCUGAGUGACGGCAUGUUGGCGUACGUGCCGUCCAAGUUUGAGCGGCCCAAAAACGUCGAGAGGACGGCGUUUGUGCCGCAGGGACAGGUACGCAGUCCUUAG